Leguminivora glycinivorella is the source of this 1039-nucleotide messenger RNA. RefSeq lists its product as uncharacterized. Gene Ontology annotation, cellular component: nucleus. Lineage: Eukaryota; Metazoa; Arthropoda; Insecta; Lepidoptera; Tortricidae. Bases 141 to 899 code for a protein of 252 amino acids. The record is from RefSeq and is a predicted model, not a curated record. Gene Ontology annotation, molecular function: transcription regulator activity. The transcript has 2 exons.
GAGCGCUCGGCGCCGCGACCCGACCAGUCUACGAUCGGCCUCCAUCCUACCCGGUUGUGUAAGUGACGGCGUAAACUACAUUUUGACAGUUGUUAUCGUGAUCGUGUGAUGUUUUCAUAUCGGAACUAUGGUGUAUCCCCAUGAAAAUGUGGAGUGAUUUCCAGGGCUCGGGCGGCGGGUGCGGCGCCAAGCGGCGCGGCGGCUCCCCGUGCGAGGGCGGCGGCAAGGUCGCGCGCUGGGAGGACUCGAUAGCGAGGCUAGAGGCGGUGGCCGCCGGCGCCGGCGGCGGGGACUGCUGGCGCGAGGACGAGGAGCGGCGCGCCUGCCGCCGGCGCUGGUGCGGCGGCUGGUGCGGCGCGCACGACACCAUCCGCGCCGAGAACGGCAAGUCCUACCUCGAGCUGGGCGGCGCCGCGGCGCGCGCCUGCUGCGACGGCCGCGCGGCCGGCCGCUGCGCCUCCCGGCGCUGCUACCGGGAGCGGCGGCUCAAGAUGAUGAACCUGUGCGCGCUCAAACUGGCGCGCUUCCGCCAGACGGCGGACCCCUCGCUGCGGCGGUCGGUGCUCGUGUGCAACACGCUGCGCGGCAUCGAGCGCGAGAUGGAGCGCGAGAGCGUCGAGGAAGCGCCCUUCGAGCCGGCGUGCAUGCCCGGCGGCGCGGCGCGCUGCGAGCUGCUGGGCGCGCGGGACCCGGCCGCCGGGCGCGCGACGCCCUUCCCCUCCCCGCCGCCGCCGGACCGCGACUCCGGCUACGGCGACGAGGAGCAGCGCACCAUCGACUGGGGCUCGGUGCUGAGCCUGUCGUCCCGGUCGGCGCUCGACCCCCCCGAGGACGCGUGGCCCGACGACUGGGGCUGGAGCGAGGACAGCUUCGUGCGGCUGCUGGUGCCGACGAGUUAGUGCACGGCGCGCGGGCAGGAGUGGCCCGCGCCCCCGUGAGCGCCUGUGAUACGGCCGCGGCGGCGGCGGCGACGAGGGCGGCGCGCGCGGCGAGGUGAGCGCGGCCGCGCGGCUGCCGCGCCCGCGCAUGCGCCCCGCGC